Messenger RNA from Drosophila yakuba, 3783 nucleotides. RefSeq names its product ras-related protein Rab-3 (gene Rab3). Gene Ontology annotation, biological process: protein secretion; regulation of exocytosis; protein localization to plasma membrane. Bases 655 to 1317 code for a protein of 220 amino acids. The transcript is spliced from 5 exons. Gene Ontology annotation, cellular component: plasma membrane; endosome; synaptic vesicle. NCBI's taxonomy places the organism in Eukaryota, Metazoa, Arthropoda, Insecta, Diptera, Drosophilidae. Gene Ontology annotation, molecular function: GTP binding; GTPase activity. The record is from RefSeq and is a predicted model, not a curated record.
AUCGAUUUUCAGCAGCAGGAAAAGCAGCAGAGAAAUUGUGUGGGCAGCAGCCAGUCAUCCAGUCAGUUAAGCAGUUAGGCAGUCAGCCAGGUUGAAACAGUUGAAUUAUGAAAACGUAUACAAAACUGGGCCGUUUUCGCCGCAGCAGUCAAUUCGCCGCCUGAGAGCGAAAGAAAAAUUGAAAAUUGUGUGUCCUUUGGUGUCGACGUGUCGAGGCAAAAAGGUAGAACAGUUGGUGCGUUGCAUUUGCUGAAUAAUUAAGCCACUGCAGCCGGAGUCAGCUCAAACCUGGCCAGCCGAGUGGGUCGCGGGCGUGUGAAUAGUUGAUUGGGUAACCGUAAACAAGUCGACGAAUCAAUCGACGCGGAACCGCGGCGUAUGUCAGUCCAGUGCCAAGGCUGAGUCGAGUCCUUUUCCUUCUCCCUUCAGCGAAAGGAGCUGCCAUUAUCGAUUUGUGUGUAUGUGCGAGCAACAACACGGCGUACCUCUCUCUCACCCACACAUCGAAAACAGCAGGAUAUUUUUGUGGCAACCGGAUCUGCAGCAGCAGCAGCACCAUAAUCAGCAUCUGAAAUAGCAGCAACUGCAAUAUUUGCAGCAGAGACUACAGCAACCGCAAAAACCUCAAGACAGACUCCGCUCUAAACAGACAAAAUGGCGAGUGGCGGAGACCCCAAGUGGCAGAAGGAUGCCGCCGACCAGAACUUUGACUACAUGUUCAAGCUGCUCAUUAUUGGCAACUCCAGCGUGGGCAAGACCAGCUUCCUCUUCCGCUACGCCGACGAUAGCUUCACAUCCGCCUUCGUCUCCACGGUGGGCAUCGACUUUAAGGUGAAGACCGUGUUUCGGCACGACAAGCGCGUGAAACUGCAGAUCUGGGACACUGCUGGACAGGAGCGGUACCGCACCAUCACCACAGCGUACUACCGUGGAGCGAUGGGUUUCAUCCUGAUGUACGACGUCACUAACGAGGACAGUUUUAACUCGGUUCAGGAUUGGGUGACACAGAUCAAAACGUAUUCCUGGGACAAUGCCCAGGUGAUCCUGGUGGGCAACAAGUGCGACAUGGAGGACCAGCGGGUGAUCAGCUUCGAACGUGGUCGCCAGUUGGCCGAUCAAUUGGGUGUUGAGUUCUUCGAGACGUCUGCCAAGGAGAACGUCAACGUCAAGGCUGUUUUCGAGCGCCUGGUGGACAUUAUCUGCGACAAGAUGUCCGAGAGCCUGGACGCGGAUCCGACGUUAGUGGGCGGUGGCCAGAAGGGCCAGAGGUUGACGGAUCAGCCGCAGGGCACGCCUAAUGCCAACUGCAACUGUUAGAGGUUCGAUGGACGGAUUGGAGGACGGGUGGAUCCUGCAGCACCGCAACAACCAUAUUCGUAACAACCAUAGACAACAGAAUUUGGAAACUAGCUAAUUAGUCAGCAAUGAACGGGGCUAAUCAAUGAAGCUAAUCAGUAAGCCGACGAUGACGGUUCGAAUGCCGAUGAAGAGAUAAUGAUAAUAUAGGCGCGCAUUCCCCUUUCUGUGGGGGCGUGGUCCUGUGUUUGUAUUGAUAUGUGUAUGUAUAUCCGUUGCGUAAGCUCGCUUCAGUGUAAAUGUCAAAUGUUAUUUAAUCCGAUAUUUGAAUUGUAUCUUGUAAUUUGUAAUUGGUAUUUUAUAACCUGUAAUUUAAUUGGCUGGCCGCAGCGAUGGAACAUUUGUUGAGUGUCUGUAUUAAGUUGAGUUUAUUGGAAUUGCGAGAUCGAGAUUCAGAAAAAGAGCAAAGAAUUUAUCUAAAGUCCGAUUUGACGGUAAUUCGGCACUAAUUAAGCAUGCACCCCGAGUGCUGAUUUAAGUCAUUUGAUUAGCGACCCCACCACAAGGGGGUCAGAAGGUCAGGAGGUCAGUCAGCACGAGUAUUUCAAACCGUUCUCCACUUCCACAUGUAUAUACGCUGGCUAAACUGUACAGUUUGAGAUGUUUGACGAAACGCACAAAGCUAGCGAAUCGGUGAAAUCGAAAAAAUAACUAACUACAUAUAUAGAACACCCCUCAGCCACACACAAACAUACCCAUGUAUGUAUAUGUAUGGAUACACACACACGCAAGAGCACUAUACACACACAGACACAUACCGGAAACGGAUGUAGUUAAAGCAAAAAUCCCCGGCUUGGAACAUUCUAGAGAACGCAAACAAAGCGACCGAGUGGUAAGCCGCUAUUAUUAAAUAUUAUGAUUAUUAUUAUUAUGUACGUAUGUAUUUGUGUAGUCAAAUGGAAAGUUUUAAUGUGUUGCAAAUGAUAAAUGAAAUAUAUACAUCAAAUAUACAUGUAUCGCAUAGAGUACCAGCCAGAUCCACAGCUACAUAUGUAGAGGUACUAGCAGUUUUUGUUGCCCGAAUUCCCUAACGAACACCUUCCGAGGGCCAGAGCGACAAUAACCCGCAGGAGAUCAGGAGCACAACUGCGAUCCCCUUCCCCUCGAGGUCAGGUCACCCAAGUUGAUUUUCCAGCACCCACCCCCAACCGCCCACUUUUUCUCUUCCCUACGAGACUGUUGCGAACGGAAUCCGGAUUGCGAGUUACUUGAACCCACCGAGCCAGCUGAGAGAUCGGUGCAUUUAAUUUGCCAGCCCAACAAUCCUAGUCCCGAAAUCCGAAUCCCAAACACCACUGUUUAUAUGCACACACCACCCACUUUUCUACCUGUAUUCUAUAUACCACAUGUAUACUGUACAAGGCUUUCCUUUGUUGCCGCUUUAAUGACACAACAAACCGCUGCCGAGACUAAAUUUGAACGAAGCUUGUAAGCGGGACAAGGACUUUGACUUGGGGGGAUAACACUGCUGAAUCUGAAUAUGUAACUGAAUAUAUAUAAAUAUAUAUAUAUUUGCCAAUGCUCGUUAAUGUUAAAUAUGUGUACAAGCAGAGUUUCACUUAAAUUACGAUUAAAUUAAAGGCAUAUCGCUGUAUUAUAAAUACCCAAAAAGAAGACAAAACGAAACGGAAAACCGAAUCCGCACCCACGAAAAUGCCAGGAAAAUCUACACAACAGCGCAACGAGUUGCUUAGUGCCCGAGAAGAGAAGAGGGGAAUGGAGCUGGAAGGGAAUAUAGGAUGGAAAAUGGAGAUGAUUCUCUACGAAAAUACCUUAAGCCAGUCUUGGUCCUUUUGGCAAUCGAACUGUUUUGUAAAUUAAUUAAUCAUACAACGUGCAUAACCACUCGUUCAAGAAUUUCUCCUUAUAUUCGUGUGUGGAUUUCGCUUUUAGUCAAGCCCCAACUAAAUAAUCCAACCAAUUUAAACUAAACCAAACUAAAUUGAUGAUAAAACUAAAUGUAGACCGGAGUAAAAUCAAAGCAAAUAAUACAAACGUACCCGAGAAACAAUUGUUGAUGAAUUUGUGCAUAGGCAUAACGCAAGCAUUUUUGCGCUACAUUGUUGUCAUUUGAACCAAUACUUAGCAUAUUGAUUAAUGCAUUGUGUACUCAGCUGAACCAAAUAUUUGUAAACCCUAUGAAAACAAUUCCAACUCCAAACAAAAUGGCAUUAUUUGAAUUCCAUUUGAAUUGCAACAGAAUAACCCAACUAGGCAAUGUAUACAAGAACGUCAAAAUAAAAUAAUUCAAUAUAUUAUUCAAUGAUGGUUUUUAACACUAACACACAUCUGCAUACCCGUACUUAUGAGGAUACUAACAUAGAUAUACAGAUACACACAUAUAUACAUAAUAUACACAUAAUGGUAUUGAACUUAUUGUAUUCCCAUAAUAAAAUAUAUGCAAAAGGUGUAUGGUAAAACAAAGGA